Mangifera indica (mango) is the source of this 1702-nucleotide messenger RNA. RefSeq names its product hypersensitive-induced reaction 1 protein-like. The record is from RefSeq and is a predicted model, not a curated record. The transcript is spliced from 6 exons. Lineage: Eukaryota; Viridiplantae; Streptophyta; Magnoliopsida; Sapindales; Anacardiaceae. Bases 577 to 1434 code for a protein of 285 amino acids.
GCUAACUAAUUUUUUUUGUGGGGUUGAAUCAAACUGAAAGGCUCUUAUUUGUUCUUGUUGUCUAUUUUGUAAUGGUUUUGCACCUGUAAGUUACACUCAGAACUGGGUUUUUGAGUUGUUUGAAUUGCCUCAAUAAGUAUGUAGUUUUUAAUAUGAAUCUUUUUGUUGUGUGUUUCGUAUGAUCUAUGGUUUUAUCUGUUUCUAUGUUCCUUUUAUGUGAUAAAUGAUCAAAUGAUGAUAGAUCUUACAAUAUAUUGACAUAAAAAAUAUAUAUAUACAUUGCUUUACUGAUAUGUUCAUAAGGUUGGACCUAAUGCCUAUAUGAAAUCAUUAGUCAUAGGUAUUAAAACAUGGAGUCCACUGAACUGUGAUAUUCUGGCUCUGUAGGGCUUCUGUUGUAUGAUAAGAUAUGUUGAUGACUGUGAAUAAGUCAAGCUAAGCUCAGCCAAUAUUAGUCUUGUAAACGAGUCACAUAAACAUGACUUGAUAGCUGAGGUAAACAGUGCUGGCUACAAGUCAGUGCACAGCAGAGAGAUUGGAGGGCGAUAGUGGGAGCCAGUAAAUAGUUUUAAGUAGAUGGGAAAUCUAUUCUGUUGUGUGCAAGUUGAGCAGUCCACCGUGGUUAUUAAGGAGAAAUUUGGCAAGUUUGAUGACAUCCUUGAACCCGGAUGCCAUUGCUUACCAUGGAUCCUCGGACAUCAGAUUGCCGGCCACCUGUCUCUAAGGUUGCAGCAGUUAGACGUGCGUUGUGAAACCAAAACAAAGGACAAUGUCUUUGUCAAUGUUGUUGCAUCUGUUCAAUAUCGUGCCCUGGCAGAUAAGGCCAGUGAUGCUUUCUACAAACUCAGCAACACAAGGUCCCAAAUUCAGGCAUAUGUUUUUGAUGUGAUUAGGGCAAGUGUUCCGAAGCUGACUCUAGACAAUGUUUUUGAACAAAAAAAUGAAAUUGCUAAGGCUGUGGAAGAUGAACUUGAAAAGGCCAUGUCAGCAUACGGGUAUGAGAUAGUGCAAACACUCAUUGUUGACAUUGAACCAGAUGAACAUGUGAAGCGGGCAAUGAACGAAAUUAAUGCUGCUGCAAGACUGAGGGUAGCAGCCAAUGAAAAGGCUGAGGCUGAAAAGAUCUUACAGAUCAAAAGAGCUGAAGGUGAAGCUGAGUCCAAGUAUCUUUCAGGACUUGGUAUUGCCCGCCAGAGACAAGCAAUCGUGGAUGGUUUGAGAGACAGUGUGCUGGCAUUCUCUACCAAUGUGCCAGGAACCUCCGCAAAGGAUGUGAUGGACAUGGUCCUGGUUACGCAAUACUUUGAUACUAUGAAGGAAAUUGGUGCUGCUUCAAAAUCCUCAGCUGUCUUCAUUCCGCAUGGACCUGGUGCUGUCCGUGAUGUAGCUACCCAGAUCCGUGAUGGACUUCUUCAGGCAUCUGCUCAACAGUAAUUUGUUCAUGUUUGAGCAACACCGGUGCAUUUGUUAUUUCUAUUAAGUUUCCAUGAGUCUGGUUUUGUUAAUUGACAAUGGUCACUUUGUCAGUUGUAGUUGUAUUGUGCAUAUUUUAUUAAACAAGUUGUUAUGCCUGCUUUAUGAAGAUGAUACGAGUAUUUGGUUAAAAAAUAUCUUGAAAGUGGCUGGACUCUGCAUAAGUCAUCGAAUUAUCAUACAUUCUAGUCAGCUUUGCCCUAUUGGCUUUUUUUUUUUGGGGCGAUCA